This is a messenger RNA of Micropterus dolomieu (smallmouth bass), 994 nucleotides long. It is a transcript of the gene alpl, whose product is annotated as alkaline phosphatase, biomineralization associated. The transcript has 4 exons. The coding region runs from base 468 to 830 and encodes 120 amino acids. Gene Ontology annotation, biological process: dephosphorylation. NCBI's taxonomy places the organism in Eukaryota, Metazoa, Chordata, Actinopteri, Centrarchiformes, Centrarchidae. The record is from RefSeq and is a predicted model, not a curated record. Gene Ontology annotation, cellular component: plasma membrane. Gene Ontology annotation, molecular function: alkaline phosphatase activity.
UGCUUGUGUGACUUGUUUCAGGCAGCUCAGGAAAGAGCGCUGGAGUUAUUUACUGCUGGGAAAUUUCACCAGAAAUCAGUUGGAGUUUUUGCAUACAUCGGAGCAGAUGAAUGCUUGGUGACACCAUGACUGACGUGGAAUUUCACGUGAUACUUACCACUGCUCUGAGUGGCUUCCUGCUGUUGGCCGUAGUGGCACUGCUUUGCUACUUUACCUGCAGGCUGGCCGGUUCGCUACCCCUGGGUGGACCGGGCAGCUUUUAAGUGGUCUGCUGCAUCUGGGAACAGCAUCAGCAACUGGCUUCUGACACGGGUUAAUAGUGGACCUUGGUAUCUCCAUUGGUGAAAGAUUUUUCUUUUGUUCUCGACUUGCUUGUUUCUUUAUUAAACCAGUCUGAGCAAGUUUUUGAAUGUGCUGACAAGCUGUGAGGCGACUGCUGACAGGCUUCCUCAGCUUCUCAAAGUGGCAUGUUAUGGCUGUUUAGAGUGACGUGUCAGCCACACAGAGACGACAACAUGAAGGUGACAGCCCUGCUCAUCAUUUGCUCCUGCCUGAUCUUGGGGAGUUUGGGGAAGCCACAGUUUCCUGAACAAGAGAAGGAUCCCAAGUUUUGGAAUAUUUGGGCCCAACGGACCCUGAAAAAUGCUCUGACGCUGCAGAAUCUCAAUAAAAACAAAGCAAAGAAUCUCAUCCUCUUCCUUGGAGAUGGGAUGGGCAUUCCCACAGUGACUGCUGCUCGAAUACUGAAGGGUCAGCUUAACGGGCAAAAUGGAGAAGAGACUCAGCUGGAGAUGGACAAGUUCCCUUUUGUGUCUUUGGCCAAGGUCUGACUCUGUCAUUAUUAUGUCGUACGGUAUGGCACAAUGUAUUGAUCUUGCUGUGGCCAAUAAUAGAUUCCUGACAAGGCCUGUGCCUGUAAACAAGGUCACUCGGUUACUGACAUCAUACUGGUUGUGAUCUGGCGAUAUUCUACAUUUUUCUUACUGCCAAUGAA